Messenger RNA from Hippoglossus stenolepis (Pacific halibut), 1546 nucleotides. It is a transcript of the gene nudt6, whose product is annotated as nudix (nucleoside diphosphate linked moiety X)-type motif 6. Bases 83 to 1066 code for a protein of 327 amino acids. NCBI's taxonomy places the organism in Eukaryota, Metazoa, Chordata, Actinopteri, Pleuronectiformes, Pleuronectidae. The transcript is spliced from 6 exons. Gene Ontology annotation, molecular function: ADP-ribose diphosphatase activity; NADH pyrophosphatase activity; NAD binding. The record is from RefSeq and is a predicted model, not a curated record.
UUUACGUAACUGUACUUCAGAGUUCGAACCCAGCUUCGAGAACCUGGACGAGGUCCACGUGUUGUUUUAUUUCUUUAUCAACAUGGCCGCUUCUUCUUCUUCUACGUCUCUUUUCAAACUGCUGCUGCUGCCGCGGCUGCUGAGGGAACCGUUUCGCUGCAGGACCUCCGGUGCCACACGCACAGCGGUCCGUGCGUUCUCCCGCCCGGCCCCGGCAGGUGGUUCCCUGCCGCACCGGGCAGAGGGCACCGGGGCGGUGACGGCUCUGACCGGGGCCGUGGACCGGUUCGGGGGCGUCACGGUGCAGCUGAGUGACGCCGGUUUACCCGCUGACAUCAGCGAGAGUGUGUUCAGCGACUUACUGCGAGAUGCGUUGGUGCGGUGGAGAGCCGAGGGGAAGGUGGCAGUGUGGCUCCGAGUUCCCAUCUCGCUGAGCCGGUGUGCAGCCGCCGCCUCUGCUCACGGCUUCGCCUUCCACCACGCCCGGCACGACCACGCCGUCUUGGCCCUGUGGCUCGGAGAGGGCCAGAGCAGACUGCCGGGGUUUGCAACUCACCAAAUUGGAGUGGCAGGUGCAGUAGUGGACGAGUCGAAUGGAAAAGUUCUUGUCGUCCAAGACAGAAAUAAGACGAUGAACGCGUGGAAGUUUCCCGGUGGUUUGUCGGAUCCAGGAGAAAAUAUCGGUGCCACUGCCGUACGUGAAGUAUUCGAGGAAACCGGCGUUCGCUCCGAGUUCAGAUCUCUGCUCAGCCUUCGGCAGCAGCACAACCACCCCGGCGCCUUCGGCAUGUCGGACAUGUACAUCAUCUGCCGACUCAGCCCGCUAACGUAUGACAUCAACUUCUGCACUCAGGAGUGUCUGCGCUGCGAAUGGCUGGACCUCAGCCAGCUGGCCAAGACCAGCGAAACCACGCCCAUCACGGCUCGCGUGGCCCGGCUCCUGCUUCACGGGCUCGAGCGCGGCUUCGACAGCAUCGACCUCGGCGUGGAGGAGCUCCCGGCCGUCUACUCAGGGAUGUUCUACCAGCUGUACCACAGGCAGCUUCCUCAGACACUGAAAUCCUAGCACGCCAUCAUCAAACUGGGUCAUCGAGGAUCAUGAUAAGCUAUGUUGACACACGGGUUUGUCAGUAUUAAUCAUAUUUAAAGUGUAUUUAUGAAUGGAGUGUUUUGACUGUUGAAGAAAUACGGUGCAAUAGACUGAACUACAGCACUUUGUGCGUUUUUAAAGGAUCCGUUUCCAUGACUGCAGAGUCUCAUACGGUUCAUCUCACACUUGAAGGACCUACACAACUGUUGUGUGGCUGUGAUUCUACAGUUACCUCUUGUUUAUACAUUAUUCUCCUGUGCAAUGAACCUUCAGGGCUUUUUACACAAUUCUCUAAUUAUACAAGGACAAAUCAGGGAAUGUUGUUUUACCAGAACAUUAAGACAAACCCAUUAAGUUAGUGGAGAUACUGAACAUUGUAGAAAAGAAGUUUGCAAGUACCUAAUGGGUUGUGAUUUGCUGUGUUUAGGUUUGUCAAAUAAAAUGUUAGAAAAUUCA